UAUCAUGCAUCUACUGAAAAUAUGUCCAGCAGCAGCAGCGGUUGGCCAUCAUAAUAUCUGUGUUGUAUCAUGUGGAUUAUCCAUAGUAAUAGCAAAUCGAUGCAGAAUUUUAAUUGAAGGGACAAAUGAAGAACAACAAAGAGUGGCUUCUAUAGUAUCUUCUUGGAUUCAAGCACGAGAGAUGUCAUCUAUGAAUGAAGUUUCUGGAGUUUGUUGGAACCAAGCUCGAGACAUAAGGUCAGAUAUUCCAGAAGCUGAUGAAAGAUCCCAACAAAAUAUAGUGUUGUUCAAUAUAAGAAGAGCAGCUGAAACACCAGGACAUUGCGUUUUUCAAGAAUGCAUGAAUCCUGAGCAAAAUGUUGUGCCUCGAGUUGCCUGUGCCUGUGUUGUGUUGUUGUGCUUUAAGCUAAAAAAAGUCCUGCCAUUUAACUGCCAACAAAAUAAGUUUUUCCAGAAGGAAAAACUUAUUUUGUAUUUAUUGUAACAGAAAGAAACAUGAAUGGUCAGGUCGCUAUCAAAAGCUAUUGCUGUUACUGCAUUGUAGGCUUAAGAACAGUGGGAUGCUGCUCACAUGUUUAUGAGCAUCAUUUGGUACCUAAGCUGUGCUCGCCAUGAGGGUACUCCUGCC
Aricia agestis (brown argus) is the source of this 628-nucleotide messenger RNA. RefSeq lists its product as uncharacterized. The transcript is spliced from 2 exons. Lineage: Eukaryota; Metazoa; Arthropoda; Insecta; Lepidoptera; Lycaenidae. The record is from RefSeq and is a predicted model, not a curated record. The coding region runs from base 5 to 484 and encodes 159 amino acids.